Messenger RNA from Colletotrichum orchidophilum, 699 nucleotides. RefSeq lists its product as uncharacterized. The transcript has a single exon. The record is from RefSeq and is a predicted model, not a curated record. Bases 1 to 699 code for a protein of 232 amino acids. NCBI's taxonomy places the organism in Eukaryota, Fungi, Ascomycota, Sordariomycetes, Glomerellales, Glomerellaceae.
AUGCAGUCCAAGCUCCUCCUCGCCGCCGCCGCCGCCGCCGCCACCAGCGGCGCAAUGGCAAUGGACCUCUCCGGCACCCUCCCCCGCGUCCUCCGCCGCGCCGGCAACAACCUCCUCGACGCCCGCGACGAGGCCGCCUGCGCCUCCGUGUACAUGGCGCACUCCACCAUCGUCGACGACUUCCCCGAGCUGCCCACCGCCCUCGCCACCGAGACGGACCUCGACAUCCCCCAAAUCACCAACCCCUGCGACUUCCCCUCCGUCACGGGCGCCGCCGGCCAAGUCAUCACCUCGUACUCCUCCGCCCUGCAGUCCUGGCAGGACGCCCACAUCACCGAGAUCCGCGAGAUCUUCUCCGCCUGCAGCGACGUCCCCGAGGUCUCCUCCGCUCUGAACGAGUACGGCAGCGCCGUCUGCUCUACCGCCCUCGCCGUCCUCACCAGCGCUGAUGCUACCGCUACCGCUUCUGCUACUGCUACUGCUACCGGCUCCGGCUCUGCUGCGGCCACGGCUACGGCUUCGGGCUCGGCCUCCGUCACUGCUACCGCCUCGGGCGCCGGCUCUGCUUCUACCUCUGCUUCCGGCAGCGCUGCUGCUUCCUCCACGGCUGCGGCUGCUGCUGCGGCUCCUCGCGAGACUGGCCUCUUUGUCGCUGCUGCUGCCGCUGCCGCUGGUAUCAUCGGUGCCAUUAUCCUGUAA